AUGUCCUCCCACAAAUGGAUGAAAUAUUUAUUAUACCUUCGCUUUUAUAAACUUCCUUAACUAAAAUUUUAUACUAAUACCAAACAACGAUAAUCAUCAUGUCAGGAAUUUUAGAAAAAGAGACAUCGUCUUAUGCAUCUGAUCCUGAAUUAAAUUCACUUGAAAAAGAAGAAUUUCAACAACCAGUUCAACGUACUGAAACUGAAUUACAAGUUGAAGUUGAAGAAUUAGCUCAAUCACUUGGAAUAAAUCAAAAAAAAUUAAUGUGGAAAAUUGAUCUUUGUGUGGUUCCUGCUUUUUGUUUAUUAUAUUUCCUUUCAUUUUUAGAUAGAGUUAAUAUUUCAAAUGCUAAUCUUUAUGGUUUAGCUGAAGAUUUAAAUUUAACUGGUAAUCAAUAUAAUAUUGCUUUAACAGUAUUUUUCGUUCCAUAUAUUGUGUUUGAAGUUUUAGCUAAUUAUUGUAUUAAAUUUGUUAAACCUCAUAUUUGGUUAAGUACUUUAAUCUUUUUAUUUGGUGGUAUUUCAAUUGGAAUGGGAUUUGUUACUAAUUUUGGUGGUUUAGUAGCAUGUCGUUUUUUAAUUGGUAUAACGGAAGCUUCAACUUUCCCAUCGAUUUUUUAUUUAUUAUCAACUUAUUAUUCAAAACAUGAAUCUCAAAGAAGAUUUUCAGCUUUCUUUAGUUGUACUGCUUUAGCUGGAGCUGCAAGUGGUGCUAUUGCGUUUAAAAUUAAUGAUUUAGAUGGAGUUCAUGGUAUUGCUGCUUGGCAAUGGGUUUUCAUCAUUGAAGGUGCUAUUACUAUGGGUUGUGCAUUCCUUUUAUUCUUUACAAUUGCUGAUUUCCCUGAAGAAAGUAGAUUUUUAUCUCAUACUGAAAGAGAAUUUCUUAAACGUAAAUUAGAAAUUUUAUCGGGUUCAGUAUCAGCUUAUGAAAUUAAAAAUAGUUUAAAAGAUGUCGGUAAAUGUUUUAAAGAUAUUUUAAUUUGGUUACCUGCUUUAGCUUAUUUUGGUUUAAUUAUUCCAUCUUAUGGUUAUGCUUAUUUCGCUGCUACUAUUAUUAAACAAAUGGGUUAUACUGCUGUAAGUGCCAAUCAACAUUCAGUUUAUCCAUGGUUAGCUGCGUUUGUUUUAAUUAAUGUGGUGGCAUUUAUAUCAGAUAGAUUUAAAAGAAGAUUACCAUUUGCUUUAGCUUCAUCAUUCCUUGCUAUUAUUGGUUUAGCUAUGGUUUUAGGUGCUAAACAUACUCCAAGAAUUAGGUAUGCCGGGUGUUUCUUAACUGCUUCAGGUUUAUAUACUGCUAUGCCAUUAAUUGUUUGUUGGGCUGCUUUAAAUAAUGGAUCUCAUUUAAGAAAAUCAGUUGGUACCGCCUGGCAAAUUGGUUUUGGUAAUAUUGGGGGUAUUAUUGCAACAUUUAUUUUCUUAGCUGCUGAUGCUCCCGUUUAUAAACCAGGUUUAGUAACUUGUAUUGCAGCAGUUAUAUUUUCCAUUCUUGCAUCAAUAGCUUAUUUCUUUGCCGUUUUAAGAUUAAAUAAAGCUAAAAAGACUGAAGCUUAUAUUCAAAAGUUUAAUGAAUUACCAUCUAGAGAACGAAUCAAUGCUGGUGAUAGAAAUCCAAAUUUUGUUUACUUAUAUUAAUCAAAAAAUACAAAAAGUCCCUACAAAAAAAAGUUGAGCUAUAAUAGUUUCAAACCCAAUAUCAUCUAUGGGACAAGUUCCUAUAUUGCUUUUUUAAUUCUAAUCAAACAUUUAUGCAUUUUAAUGAUAAAAAUGACUCUUUAAUAAUAAUUUUUUACGUAUAUACCCCCUUUAAUCUUAAUAAAUGAUUAGUUCAAGAGGUAAUAAGUUGCAAAAUAUGUAAAAGUAGAAUUGUUUAAUUAAGGCAUAUGAGUACUGAAAUCGAAGUUUCAUAUUGUGUAUCACGAGUAUCUAUUGUUAUAAAUAGAUCAGAUCGGCUAAAAAUAGUCUGGAACUGCUUAUACUGUACCGGUACUAUGUACCGGUAGCCGAUCUAACUUCUAGGUAUGAUCAUCUCUUCUCCUAAUAGAUCAUUUAU
This is a messenger RNA of Scheffersomyces coipomensis, 2049 nucleotides long. RefSeq names its product Tna1p (gene TNA1). The record is from RefSeq and is a predicted model, not a curated record. Gene Ontology annotation, cellular component: plasma membrane. NCBI's taxonomy places the organism in Eukaryota, Fungi, Ascomycota, Pichiomycetes, Serinales, Debaryomycetaceae. Gene Ontology annotation, molecular function: transmembrane transporter activity. Gene Ontology annotation, biological process: transmembrane transport. The transcript has a single exon. The coding region runs from base 99 to 1631 and encodes 510 amino acids.